Molecule: messenger RNA, 3866 nt
Organism: Oncorhynchus kisutch (coho salmon)
Lineage: Eukaryota; Metazoa; Chordata; Actinopteri; Salmoniformes; Salmonidae
Product: zinc finger protein 598, E3 ubiquitin ligase
Exons: 10
Coding region: 331-3519 (1062 amino acids)
Biological process (GO): protein ubiquitination; rescue of stalled cytosolic ribosome
Molecular function (GO): ubiquitin protein ligase activity; ribosome binding
Source: RefSeq, a predicted model, not a curated record
UAAAUCUCUAUUGGCGAGGGAUAGGAGAAGCACAACUACCAUUCUACAGUCUAUCCUUAUGGUUUAUACACCAGUAAAUCUCUAUUGGCGAGGGAUAGGAGAAGCACAACUACCAUUCUACAGUCUAUCCUUAUGGUUUAUACACCAGUAAAUCUCUGCAUUGGCGAGUGGCUUUAGGACUUCCGUGUCAUUACACAAACAGACGAUACCUCCUUCUAUUGAACUAACAGCCGCUGUUAAACCACCCAGCUACUUCCUGACGUCUGCGAUUCAGACCGGAAAACCAAAUAUAACUCCGGGUUUUAACUCCUUUAAAAACAAAUAACCACCAUGGAAUCAACAUCUAACAACUACGAGCGGAACUGUGUUCUGUGUUGUCAGGAGCUCGACAUCUUCGCCCUGGGGAAAUGCGACCACCCGGUGUGUUACCGCUGCUCGACCAAAAUGAGGGUGCUGUGCGACCAGAAGUACUGCGCCGUGUGCCGGGAGCAGCUCGACAAGGUGCUGUUUGUGCAGAAGUUGGUGGCGUUCUCCUCUCAGCCCCUCCAGACGCUGCAGGUGGAAAGGAAACAUGACAUCUACUUUACAGACUCCAAGAUAUACGCUCAGUUCAGGACACUGCUGCAGUCUGAGUGUCCUGUGUGUCCAGAGUCUAAAGUAUUCUCUAAGUUUGAGGAGUUGGAGCAGCACAUGAGGAAACAGCAUGAACUCUUCUGUUGCAAACUCUGUACCAAACACCUGCAGAUCUUCUCCCAUGAGAGGAAGUGGUAUAACCGGAAGGAUUUGGCACGUCACCGUACCCAUGGUGACCCAGAUGACACGUCUCACCGCGGACACCCGCUCUGCAAGUUCUGUGAUGACCGUUACCUUGACAACGACGAGCUGCUGAAACACCUCCGUAGAGACCAUUACUUCUGUCACUUCUGUGAUGCUGACGGAGCCCAGGAGUACUACAGUGACUACCAGUACCUGAGCGAACACUUCCGGGAGGCCCACUACCUGUGUGAGGAGGGGCGCUGUGCUACGGAGCAGUUCACCCACGCCUUCAGGAGCCAGAUCGACUACAAAGCCCACAAGGCCUCAGCACACAGCAAGAACCGAGCCGAAGCACGACAGAACCGACACAUAGACCUGCAGUUCAGCUAUGCCCCUCGCCAGACCCGACGCAACGAUGGUGAGACUGGAUACUGUGCUUUUCUGUCUAAACAAACUGGAUUUCAGGCCUGCUUAGUAACAACACACUGUGUGUUCCUUCAAGGAGGCAUGGUGUCUGGAGAGGACUAUGAGGAGGCGAGGUCGGGUCGGGGGGGAAGAGGAAGGAGCCAAGGGAACCAACCGAACACCAGAGGUAGCUGGAGAUACAACCGUGAGGAGGAGGACAGGGAGUUGGCAGUAGCAGUCAGAGCCUCUUUGAUGCAGCAGAGGAGACAGGAGGACGGAGGACGAGACACCCAGGACAGGAGCGGAGCGCCCAAACACCGCAAAGAGGAGCGGAUGGAGAGGCCCGAGCGGAUGGAGAGGCCCGAGCGGAUGGAGAGGCCCGAGCGGAUGGAGAGGCCCGAGCGGAUGGAGAGGCCCGAGCGGAUGGAGAGGCCCGAGCGGAUGGAGAGGCCCGAGCGGAUGGAGAGGCCCGAGCGGAUGGAGAGGCCCGAGCGGAUGGAGAGGCCCGAGCGGAUGGAGAGGCCCGAGCGGAUGGAGAGGCCCGAGCGGAUGGAGAGGCCCGAGCGGAUGGAGAGGCCCGAGCGGAUGGAGACUGAGGAGAGACACAGGAGUGUUCCUGUCAAACCUCCAGCAGAAGCUCCCCCAGUGAGGACCAUGAAGAGUAACCCUCUGACAGGAGACGACUUCCCAGCUCUCCUGGGGGCUGCAGCACCCACACUGAGUGUAAAGACCCCCCCAGCCCUGAAGACUCCAGCCCAGGUCCCUCUGAAGGAGGAUGACUUCCCCAGUCUAUCUGCUGCCAUGGUUAUGACCCCCAUGACCCCCGCCUACUCCGCCCAACCCAGGAAGCACUCCUCCUUCCAAGAAGAAGACUUCCCCGCCCUGGUCUCUAAGAUCCGCCCUCCCAGACCAGCGGGCGGAGCUACCUCAGCCUGGAGCCAAGCCAGCAGCAGCAACACCUCCAAGACGGUCAUCCUUCCCUCCUCUUCCUCUAGACCUCCCCCUAACAACCCUCCUCUCCCCCUCCCCGCCGGCCCCCAGCUCCUCUCCUCCUCCUCUUCCUCUCGGAGGAAAAAGCACCCCGUCCGCCGCCCCUCCCCCCCAUCUGAUGAUGACAAUUGCGUUGCCAAGACGAUGCAGGAGCACCGAGCAGUUCCAACCAUGUUGGAUAUCUCCUCUCUUCUCAUCGUCAAAGGACCCUCUAAAUCUGCCCCUACUGCCUCUAAGCCCCUCCAAUUGACAGCUAAACCCCUCCCACCAACCGCCAAGUCUCCCCCACUGACAGCUAAGCCCCUCCCACCGACCUCUAAGCCCUCCCCUGUGACAUCUAACCCCACUCCUAUUCCCGCCCCAAGCCCCACGUCCAAGACAGCCAAGAAGAAGAAACAGGCCACGCCCCCUCCAUCAUCAUUUGGGAACCAAGUUCCUGUCCUCAUGGAAACGGUCUCCAGGGUACAGAAGGAGAACGUUCCGGAGAGCCACGCCUCCAAACCACUGGUUGCUAUGACGACGGCAGCAGUUAAAACCGCUGUAAAAUCAAAGGUCAAAGCAAGUGGAUUGGCUAACGGCCACCUGGAUAAACCAGUCACAGUGGCCCCACUCCCUAAAGCCCAGCCGGAACCCCCCCUGGAGGUAGAGGAGGAGUUCCCUGCCCUCAUCUCCAAGAAACCCCCCCCAGGCUUUAAAAGUUCCUUCGUCCUGAAGAGUUCUGCCCCCCCCAGAAACCUGUCCCCCCCUCCCCCCGGCCAGGGCAGCACCACCCCUCCCAGUAAGCCCCCCCCAGGGUUUACCGGCAUCCCCCUCAACAGCAACGUGGUGGAGCCUGCCCCCCCUGCAUCCAGCCCCCGCUCUCCCCAGUCCCCGGGGGUGUACCUGGCUCCAGAGAACUUCCAGCAGAGGAACAUGGAACUGAUCCAGUCCAUUAAGAACCUCCUGCAGAACGACCAGUCACGAUUCAACCAGUUCAAGGACUACUCUGGACAGUUUAGACAGGGUCUGAUGUCAGCCGUGCUGUACCACCAGAGCUGUAGGACUCUGUUAGGGGACAACUUUGGCGGUGUCUUCAAUGAGCUGCUGGUGCUACUUCCUGACACGAGGAAACAGCAGGAGCUGCUGACGGCCCACGCAGACAACCGGGCCAUGGAAAGACAGGGGGGGGGCGGGACCAGGAAGAACAGGAAGAGUGCCUGGCAGACCCCCUCCAGCGCCAUCUCUAAUGCAGCCGCGCUGGACUGCCAGGUAUGCCCCACCUGCUGCCAGGUGCUGGACCCUAAAGACUUCAACUCCCAUAAGACCUUGCACCUGGGGGACAACGAGGACUUCCCCUCCCUGCAGGACAUCAGCCGCAUCAUCAGCUAGCCCUGGCCUGGGACAGACAUGCACACUGCCCAAUCACAGCCCUGCCUGUUGCCAUUCAGGGGGAGCCUGUUUCCAUGGUGACCAUGGCCAGAGAGGACGUUGGGUAGUGUAUUUGAUGGCAAGGCUGGGGCCAGCAGGAGGUUGAACUGAAUUCUGGUUGCCAGAUGUUGACCUGAUUCCCGGUGUGAUUCCGGCUGGACCUGGACCCAGCCUGGCGACCCGAACCUGGAGGGCCCUACAAGUACCACAUGUUGUGUAUUAAUAAGAAGAAUGGUUCUAUAUAUUUGAUUUUUCUCCCCUCUCUCUUCUGAUCACAUUUCCAUUAUGUUGAUAAAGUGUUGAAGGAG